AUGGGAGUAUGUACUCGGCGAUGUCCUCGGUGGCGGGUCACGCCGGCUCGAUCAGGCGUACGUUUGGCUCCCAGAAACUCCUGAAGACGGAGAACAUUUGGCUGCUGAAUCCGCAGUUUGCCGGCGCAGCCAUAAUCCCAUCCUCUCUGAAGGACAAGGAGGAGAUCUACUUCUUCUUCAGCGAGUUCAACAAGACAGCCCGAGUGGACGAGGAGCCUUACAGGGCGCGCAUCGGACGGAUCUGCAUGGUGGACGAGGGUGGCAUCAAAGCCCUGCUGGAGAACUCGUGGACCACCUUCAUGAAGGCGCGGGUCAUGUGCGGCUCAGGAAACACUCAGCAGCAGUACAACAACAUGAAGCAGGCGGUGGUGCUGACGGCUCAGGACAAGAGGACCGGCGUCAUGUACGGCCUGUUUUCCAACGCAUGGGGCAGAAAUGUGAUCUGUGCCUACUCCAUUGAAGACAUUGACCAAGCUUUCUCCACGUCUAAACUGAAGAGCUACAGCAGUCCAUUCAUCAGCAGUCGCCCUGGGAUGUGUGUCCGCAAGAACUCGACAGCAGGAGGUCCCAACGACAUCAAGAACCUUGGGGUGAUCAGAUACCACCCAGAAAUAGAGGAUGUGAUUCGGCCAGUUGGUGUGUCUCCACUCGACCUGCCUACGGACGACCAGAUCACACACACUGUGGCGGAUAUAGUCCUGGCAGUCAACGAUGAGCACUACAGCGUCCUCUACCUGGGAACAGAUCAAGGCAAAGUCCUGAAAGUUCUCCACAGCAGCGAGGGGGUCUUCAUCAUCUCUCAGUACUCGCUGUUUCACAACGAAGGACCCGUCCUGAACAUGGCCAUCGACUCCCAAAAGGGUCACCUGUAUGUCGGCACAGCCAUGGAGAUCCAGCGGCUGCCGCUGGCUGACUGCGGUCGCUAUGGCGACUCAUGCAGAGAGUGCAUCCUUUCCAGAGAUCCGUACUGCGGCUGGGACAGGGCCAGGAGGAAGUGCGUCGCCAUCCCGCCCGGAUACAACGACACAACUGGGGCGCUCGUUCAGAAUCUGGACCAUUCCAACUCGUCGGUUUGCGGGGAAGCUGCUGCUCUAAAACAGCGCCGGACCUCCCCCAGGGAAGUGAUGGUUCAGUCCAACACCUCCAUCUUUCUCCCUUGCCCCGUGCGCUCCUUCCAUGCCACCUACCGCUGGGAGAAGGACAACUGCAUCAAGAACUAUCCCUGCCUCUUCUCUGGGGACUUCUGCAUCCUGGGGCCGGUUGUCGACACGCCCCUGAAGGAAGGCGUUUUCCGCUGCAUGGCCACCGAGGACGGGUUCAAGGUGGAGGUCAUCUCCUUCAGGCUGGUGAACAACGGCAGGCUCCUCGCCGCCUCCCUGGCCUCCACCGUAGGGCUGUCGCUCCUGCUCGCCGUGGCCACGCUGUGGCUUCAUUAACUGCAGCUAACACUAAUGCUAACCCCUCAUCCUUACUGGCUCCCAAUGACAGGAAAGGCGAGGAGCCGAUGUUAGGAGGUGAGGUUCGCAGAGCAUUGAAGUACAUGGUUAGGUUAGACGGUGAAACUUCACCUUCUUCCUUAUCGAUUUUUAGAGAAACAGUCCAGGAAACAUCCACAAAUGAGGGAUUCAAUUCUGUGCUUUUUUGCAUAAAUCUACAUAUCUUAGUAACAGAUCCAAACAGGAAGUAAGGUUUAUUGAUAUUCAGACUUAAGGAGUUCCUGUUCAGCCAUACUUUGGUGCUUUGCAAACCUUUCCUUCUGACUCAAAGAGAUAAACAUAUCCAAUGAGUUGGGCAAAAAAAACCACCAAUACCAGGCCAAUUCUUUUCAUCAUUCCUCGACUUCUUUUCAAAUUGACUUGAUUGUGCUUCUUUGUGAAUCUAUAAACCUUUAAUACCGCUCUUACAUUCGUCCAUACAUCUUGUUAAAGUUCAUCCGUAUAGCUCAUUAGUACUUAGAGAAAUGUCUGGUAUUGAAAUUCAAAAGCCUUAACACUUCUGGGACAUUAACUCCUAAGCACAAUUUUGCAGUCGAGGCAGAACGCUGCAGGCUCGGUCGGACUUGGCGCUAUAAUUAGUGCAGCUGAGUCCAACAACAUCGCUGGGAGGAAGUGUCAGCUAUUUGACAGGAAGUAGGCGUGUGGGCAAACGCUCAUUUUCCAACAUCACUGUGUCUCAGCACCUCCUCCACAGACGAGGCAGUUUCUUGCAUCUUUUUAUCGGAUGGUAUCAGACAUCGUUAGCACGCCUUGUUCACAGCUUUGUCCGUUGUUCUUCAUUUCUUUUCUUUUUUUAAAUCGUCCUUCCUCCUCCCUAGAGCAUCAGAAACUAAACCCUCGCUGUUACAGGAAGUGAAAUAAUACAACAAACGCCUUCAGCUCCUCUGGAAACAAGCAUCUAACUGUGAGAUUUAAAAAGCCUCUGAAUGUUUCUGUAAGAUUUAUUAAAAAAACAAUUUAAUUACAAAUCAUGUCAAUCAACAUGAAAAUUUAAACUUUGAGAUUUCCGAAUAUCCAGAAUUUUUUUACUUAUUCUGUGUAUGUUGGCGCCAUUAAAAGAGUCCGUCGAUGUUUGGGACACGUCGUGCACGGCGACAAAGAAGAGCUAAUCGUGCUAAUGUCAACCUGACGAUGUGUAAUGUCAGAUUUUUAAACUUCAAGGUGAUACAAAUAAAAAUCUAACAAUAUCAAUCGCUGUUAAGAAACCACGGCAAAAAAAAAAAAAAAGAAG
Messenger RNA from Labrus bergylta (ballan wrasse), 2727 nucleotides. The record is from RefSeq and is a predicted model, not a curated record. NCBI's taxonomy places the organism in Eukaryota, Metazoa, Chordata, Actinopteri, Labriformes, Labridae.